Messenger RNA from Solea senegalensis (Senegalese sole), 8931 nucleotides. RefSeq names its product HIVEP zinc finger 1 (gene hivep1). Gene Ontology annotation, biological process: regulation of transcription by RNA polymerase II. Bases 199 to 8184 code for a protein of 2661 amino acids. The transcript has 9 exons. The record is from RefSeq and is a predicted model, not a curated record. Gene Ontology annotation, molecular function: DNA-binding transcription factor activity, RNA polymerase II-specific; RNA polymerase II cis-regulatory region sequence-specific DNA binding. Lineage: Eukaryota; Metazoa; Chordata; Actinopteri; Pleuronectiformes; Soleidae. Gene Ontology annotation, cellular component: nucleus.
CAAGGUGAAGGGAGAAAAUACAGAGCUACGGUUCCCCCCACCUCCCUCUCUACUUACGCUAUAAGGUGUGUGUUUCAAACCGUGACAGUUAAACUGCACUUAUGCACCCAGACUGUGGCUCCGGAAUCGAGUCAUCUCGAGGUCCAGCGUUAGACGCCACUUUCUCCAAGAUGCACCUGUGAACCGGAAGGCGGAAAGAUGCCGCGCACCAAGCAGAACAACCCAAAAAAUUUAAAAGAUAAAAUCGAAGAAGCACAGAAAGAGCUCAAAGACCCCAAAGGCCCACAAAAAGGAAUAUCUGACAUCAGUCGCAGAAAUGCAGAUAAUAUUAAAGGCUUGAAGAGGAAAAAGGUUGUUGCAGAAAAUCAGCUCAAGAAAAUUCCCAAAUCCCCUGUGAAGAAGCCCCUGCAGUCAAAAACAUCUGAAACUGCGCUCCCCGGAGCAUCAUCCAAGGAAACUACACCUUCUUGCUCUUCCUCCUCAAACAGUCCUACCCACAGUUCUUCUUCCAGUGGGAAAAGAGACCCACAGAAUGACUCACCAGUUGCAGCUCCCCCUGAUGAGGGGUCAUCUUCUACUGAUGCUGAAAGGCUGAAGCAAGAAGAGACGUCGUCGAGUCAACCCUCGCCCGAGCACGCUGAUGUCCAGGAAGGCUCUGUAAUUGCUGCCAACGUGUCUCAUCCCAAAGACAUCAAGAACCAAGAUCCCAGCCUUGAAGGAGAUCCGUACCAGAGCAGUGCUCCACUCGAUGUUCUACUUAAAGCCAUGGAGCCUGACUUAAGUACACUUGCUGAGAGGAAUAACACCUUGCAGGUCACAGCCAUUGGAAAACCAGCUUCCACCCUUCAAGCUCAGUCCAGUGAGGAUUUAUGUAGAAUGCCAGCUGUCAAUGUUGGUCUCCAGACCCAACCUUCCCAUAUGCAGACUUACUACAUUGACAAACAGGGCAAUUUUAUUGGCAUUGCAGCACCAUUACAGGGGAGUGUGCAAGCAGCUUCACAGGGUACGCCAAUGCAGUCGUCUCCACUGGUUACACAGCAGUUCAUGCCUGUUGCUACACAUCCAGAAAAGCCUGCCUUGCAUAUGAGCUUUAAUGCUGGACCAGCCACUAUAACUCAUGCACCUGUUCCCUCGGGUUCCAAUUCUUUGCCACAAAGCCAACCACCUAUUGUGCAAACAUGCCAGUCGCUCUCAGCAAGUGUUCCCAGCACCAUUCAGGUCCCCGUCACACCUGGGAGUAACCAAGUUCAAAUGGCCACUGUGAUGAACUUUGGUGCUGAACAGGUUUGCAAGGGCCAAAAGCCUAAAAAGCCAGGGAAAUACGUGUGUGAAUACUGCAAGCGGGCUUGUGCAAAACCCAGUGUGCUGCUCAAACACAUCAGGUCCCACACAGGAGAAAGACCAUAUCCUUGUGUUACUUGUGGCUUCUCAUUCAAAACCAAGAGCAACUUGUACAAGCACAAGAAAUCCCAUGCUCAUGCUAUAAAACUAGGUCUCAUUGCACGCUCUGAAUCUGGAGGAGGGUCACUAUCUCAAGAAUCUGACAAAGCCCUUGGGGCACAUUCAGAGGUGGAGGAGAGUGGAGAUAGUGAUGAAGAUGGGAGCACUGCAGACUUGGACCCUGACUCAUCACAGAGUAGUGUGGCAGCUUUGUCUGAAAACAGUUUACAAAAUGUAGGUACAAACCAAUCAAGCCAUGGCGAACUUGACUCCCCACCUACGUUUGACUUGGUCAAACCGGCACCUGGCCAGAAGGGUCAUGAGCCCAAGGUGACAGCCGCGCUUCCAAAAGUUGUUGUUUACCCAGUGAAUGUCUCUCCUCUGAGGGCAGAUAGCCCGAGAGUUACAGGUGCAGCACCAGAACAAGCAGCUGCACAACGCCAACGAGACUUCCAGACUGCCAAUCUGAGAUCAAGCAUCACAGUCCUGUCCUCUCUGAAAGAGGUGGAUGGUCCAAAUCCCUCACUGGAUACUGUGAGUGAAGAUGAAGACCAGCAGUGCAAGUCUCCACUGUUGGGUGGACAUGCUCAGCUUCAGAGACAACAAGCAACAGACUUUUCUCAACAGCAACAAGCUAAGUGUCUACUUAGUCCACGCAGUUUGGGAAGUACAGAUUCUGGCUACUUCUCACGCUCUGAAAGUGCUGACCAGGCCAUGAGUCCACCUAGUCCUUUUGUCAAGAUAACUCCACCGGUAGACAUUGACAUUGUCAAGAAUACUCCUCCAAAUAUCCCACCUGUGGUUGCCACAGUUAUGCAUGUAGCAGCUGACCAAAAGCCACGGGCCACAGGUGGACAGAUGCGUCCACCACUAGAAGUCAAAGCACUGUCUCUGGAGGAGCGGAUUUCAAAGUUGAUAUCCGAUAACGAAGCAGUAGUUGACAACAAGCAGCUGGAUAGUGUAAAGCCAAGGAGGACGUCUCUUUCAAGAAGAGGAAGCAUUGACUCCCCUAAAUCAUACAUAUUUAAAGACUCUUUUCAGUUUGAUCUUAAACCAAUGGGAAGAAGAUCAAGUUCCAGUUCAGACAUCCCCAAGUCCCCAUUCACCCCCACAGAUAAAUCUAAGCCAGUAUUCCUUCUCUCUGUACCUUCUCAAUAUCCACCAAUGGAUUGCUUGCCAAUUACAAGGAGUAACUCUGUGCCUACUACACCUGGACACUCUGCAUUUCCUGUUAAUGUCCCUCCCCUUCCCCACCCUUUGCGAAUUUGUCAGUCAUUUGAUGAGAAAAUUAGUACAUUGCACGACGAUGUAUUUUCAUCAGCCCCAUCAACCCCAAAUCCAGCAAUACAUUCUCGUACAUUAGUUAGACAAGCAGCAGUGGAAGACUUCUCUACAAGUGAAGGACAUGGCCUAACGACAGUUCGCUCCAUGGAUGAGGGCUAUCACGGUCCGAGCAGUAACACUGAAUUAGUGCAAAGAAGCAGAUCAUUUGAGCACAGUCAGGACAGAAACAGAAAGCCUCUGCAGAACAAAGGCACAAUGUACGAGUGUGAAACCUGUCGUAACCGGUACAGAAAGUUAGAGAACUUUGAAACUCAUAAAAAGUUCUAUUGUUCUGAACUUCAUGGGCCAAAAAACAAGCCACAUGCUGUUAAAGAAACGGAUCAAGAUGUUUUUCUUGUUAACAUGCAGCAGCCCGUAGUCCCGAGAUCAACUGGUGGCUCGGGAAUAAUUGAUCAACAGACCUCAAUUAGAAAAAGAAGGAUAAUGAAAAGUGUUGGGGAUGAGGAUGAUCAGUCACCAACUGACACCAUUCCACCAUGCCCCGUUGCUUUUGAGCUACCAACAGCUCUGGCAAGUCAGACUUUUUCUCAGCAUGCUGUAAUAGUAGACAUACAGCCCAAAAACAGUCAGUCAAAGCUACCUCAGAUUCAGCUGAUAGCAAGAGGUAUGAACACUUCAGAUUCCAGACUGUCACCCAUACGAGAGACCCAGAUUAGUACCUCAACUAAAGGAGAAAUGCAAAGACAAGGCAGCGGUACAUCAGUCAUUAGACACACCAACUCUCUGAGUAGACCCAAUUCAUUUGAAACCGAGUCUAUUGAUAGGGCCUCUCCUGUUGAUAUUAUGGAGAAGGAUGUCCUGAACAAGCCCAAAACAGAUGCAAUAGCAAAUGUCUCAGCCGACAACUUUCAUGAAGAGACAUCCAAACCUAAGAGCACGGACUAUGGAAAACAAAUGAAGGAUCAAUGCACUGACUGCACAGUAGCAGCAGGGGAAAACUCUACUCCUGUCCAUCAGUCACGUUUGGUUCGUCAAAAUAAUAUACAGGUUCCCGAGAUCCUGGUCACAGAGGAACCUGACAGAGAGCAUGAAACACAGACGUCUGAGCCAGUGGAAAAACCCACCGAUCAGUUCAACUGGCCUCAGAGAAGUGAGAGUUUGUCAAAGUUACCAGCAGAGAAACUACCACCUAAAAAGAAGAGAAUUCGUCUUGCUCAAAUGGAGCAGUCUUCAGGUGAAUCAAGUUUUGAGUCUAGUCUCUCAAGGAGCCUCAGCCGGGACAGUAGCCUGUCUCGUUGCUCCAGUGUCUCAGCCUCAUUUGACAGAGAUGAGCCAUCUAGAUCAGAGAGUCCAUCUAGAGGGGAAUGUGUUGGCAAAAUUCCAGAGCCCCAAGGGUUGCCAAUAGCCUUCAACACCCUCGGUGUUCCUGGAAUGAUGAGACGUGCUGCAUCUGAACAGAUCACUUGUACCCAACCUUCUGUGGAGAUUUCAUGUGACUACCGUAGCAAGUCUUUUGACUGUGGCAAUGUUUCACCGAGCAGAUCACUGUCACCUGUUGGCCAGCCAAAAAGUGGAAAUAUCCCCCAAGUUUCCCAGGUGCCACUUAUUGAAAGGAGGCGAGGGCCAUUAGUUCGACAGAUGUCUUUAAAAAUCGGCCCAGAGAGUCAGCCACCCGCUAGGAAAGUCGUUUUACCCCUUGAUAAACCUCCCAUGACAAAUGUUAGCUCUUUAUCUCAGAACAGAUCCCAUCAGAUUCACAUUGCCAAUAGUCGCCCCAUGGCUCAGCCUUUUAUCCUGCAUAGUGGUGAAAAACCCUUACAAAAGAAUGAGCAAAUGGUGCAAUGCAUUAAUUUGGGCAGUCCAACUCAGCAGCCUCAAGUGCAUGGCCUUCCACACCCCUGGCAUCAAAUAUCAAGGGUUCAAAUAUGCCAGAAGAUGCAACAACCAACAAAACAAAUUUUAGUUUGUCACGAGAAUGUCCAGAAUAAACCCACUGACUCUGAAGAAAGGAAAAGUUUUGUGCCCAAAUACCAACUGCAGUGUCCGGCUAUGAGAUCAAGCCAAACGUUUUCCUUCUCCGGCACACAGGGAAAUCAGAUAGCCUUGCCAGUUUUAACAAUACCAAUUGCCAAUCCUAUUUUGACCAUGUCGAAAUCGCCAGAUGUAAUCCAAAACGUUUAUGUUGCUCAACCAAAUCAACAGACCUCUGACAUUAAGACGCAAACUGUAGUUUUGUCCCGUGAACAGCAAAGAAACCCAUUUGAUCAGACGCAAGCCGGUGCUUUACCAUUGCCACAGAUCCUGAUAACUCAUGAGCAGAUGCAACCCGCUCCUUCUGUGUCUAGUAAGAACAGCCUCUCAUCCUCUCACUGUGUGGAUAGUGAUUCUCAUGCUGUACCAGCUGCAAAGAAGGACUGGAUUCCAACUAAAACAGUCAACACUCACAGCCACAGUGGAGAACAAGCACCUUCUCAUGGGUCUUUACACUGCGCUCAGAAGCUGGCAUCGGUGACUCUGUGUCCACAGCAGGAACCCACUGCUUCAAGUAAACGGAUGCUCUCACCUGCCAACAGCUUAGACAUCUACAUGGAAAAGCACCAGAAACGGGCCAAGGACGAGCAUGGCGUGGCCUGUCUCACCGAUGGCCGAUCGGUCAACUAUCUUAAUUCCAAGAUGUCAGAAGUGACAAGACAGCGGAAGUUUACACUCGUGAGGCAGGUGUGCACAACAGAACCAGCGGACAGUCCCAUUGAAACGGAGGCUCCAUCAUUGCCCGAGAUAAAAACAGACCAAGUGAAGGACUCUGAGGCGACUGAUGAUGUCAAGCCCAUGUCACCUGACAGUCCUGGUCUGGACAAAGACACAAGCACUGUUAUUCAAGAGGCAGGCCCUGCUAUGAAUACUACACCUGGCAGUCAGAGCGUCUGCACACAGGCUAAUGACAAGCCGAGGCCCCAAGAGAAAGCUGAGGAACAGAGGUGGACCCCUGCUAAAUGCCCUAUUAAGCCGUCAAGUUUCUAUGGGGGUCAGGUGAAACUGACCACGUCUGUGUCUGUGGUCAACACAAAAGACAGUCACCGCUUGUCUUUCCCAAGCCUGAAGACUUCGACCACAUUCACGUGGUGUUUCUUAAUGAAGAGGAAACCUCUUCACGUUCCACAGACUGACCUGAAGACGUCAGCGUAUGCAGCCUGGACAGUGAGCCCCAAUAAUCCCAACCCGCUCGGGUUGCCCACCAAAGUGGUCAUGUCUCUGUUUGACUCCAAGCAGAGCUCCAAGAAAAUACACUACACCUCAGCCAUAAGAACAAAUGGAAAAUCCGAUUUCCUGUCUUAUUCAGGGAAGCUGAAAGAUAUCAUGCCACGGGUGACAAUAACCCAGCGAUCUGUAUCAGCUGAAACCAGAGGAAAAGUGCAAUCAGAAAACCAAGCCAGCAGUGACUCAGACAAGGACUUGCUGUCUAAAACGGAGCCCAGACGAGUGAAAAUAUUUGAUGGCGGAUACAAAUCUAACGAAGAGUACGUGUACGUGCGGGGGCGUGGCCGCGGUAAAUACAUCUGCGAAGAAUGUGGGAUCCGCUGUAAGAAGCCCAGCAUGCUGCGGAAACACAUCCGCACCCACUCCGAUGUGCGGCCGUACCACUGUGUUCAGUGCAACUUCUCCUUCAAAACUAAAGGAAAUUUGACCAAGCACAUGAAAUCCAAGGCCCACAGUAGGAAAUGCAUGGAGAUGGGGCUGCCGGAGGGUCUGAUUGAGGACCAGGAUGCAGAGGAUUCUGGAGACCGCAGCCAGUUGAGCAGCGCUGACCGCCAGGAUUCAGACGGCGACGACUCUGACGGCCCCGACGACGAGGAGAACGAUGACAAUGAGGAGGAAGAGGAGGACAGUCAGGCCGAGUCUGGCCUGUCGACCAACCCCUCUGUGUCUGCCAGUCCACAGCACAUCCCGUCCAGAGAGGCUGAGGUCCCUCCGAGCGCCCUGCUAGCCCAGAUGUCAAUCAGCUCAGUCUCUCUGCUUCCGUCCCAGCCCUCGGCUGCUAAAUCCUACACAUCAGAGUCAGAGUCUGUCCCCAUGAUGAGCCCUGUGUCCCUCAGCAAGCACAUCUCCAUCUCUGGAUGCUGCUACAGCCCACUGCCCCUGCCUCACUCGCCUCCGCCCGUUGCCACCACGUCUGAGUCCUACACCUCAGACACAGAGUCAGUGCACAUGAUGAGCCCAGUGUCACCAUGCAGGCAGAUGUCCAUCGACUACCCAGACUUUGAUGUGCCCCCGAGUCCCCCAGUCACAGGAAAGGGCUCCAGACUAGGCCAGGAAACCGCAACCACCCCUGCUGCUGCUGCUGCUGCUGCUGCUGCAGUGACCAGUGACUCAGGUGUACCAGUAGACCGCGGCACUCAGACUUCCUCCUAUUCUUCUCAUGGUCUGGAGCACUUUCCUCCACAAGGACUCUCUCAAACACCAGGAGCAGGAACCCAGACCCACCUGUUCAGUCACCUGCCCCUCCACUCCCAGCAGCCGUCCCGAUCCUCGUACAGCAUGUUGCCAGUCGGUGGGAUCCAGCUGGUGCCCGCCGGCCUGGCCGCUUACUCCACCUUUCUGCCACUCCAGGCCGGCCCCAUGCAGCUCACCAUCCCAGCAGUGAGCGUCAUUCACAGGAACACAAGCCCGUUACCGGCCCCCCAUACUUCCCCUCAGCCAGACGGCCUGCAGUCACAGCCACUUGUGGUCCAGGAACCAAUUAGCAGUGUUGUUCCCUGCUUCCCUCUCGGGCAGGUCACUGGCCUGCAGGCUCAAACGAUACAGCCAGUUAAUCUGGAGACGCUUAAUCUCAUGGGGCUGAGCGGCACAGGCCUGACGUCCACACAGCUGCUGCCCCAGCAAGGCCUCACCCUCAACGCCACCCUCGGGCUGCAGGUUCUAGCUGCCAGCCCGACUUCCCAAAGCAGCACCUGCCCCCAGACUCACGUCCCAGGUCUACAGAUACUGAACAUCGCUUUGCCCGCCAUCAUUCCCUCGCUCAGCCCUCUCUCCGCUCUCAGCCCUCUCCCUGGUUUUUCAGAGAGGCAGGGCAGCCCCGAAGCUCCAGGAGCACCGCCGUCCCAGAAUGAACAAGGGCUCGGUUCUCUGCUGAGCUGCAUGUCUGCUGCACCACGCGCUCCUCUGAAGGUCAGCGGCUCUCCAGGACUGACUGCAGGCAGCAGCGGAGCAGAGUUCACACAGACUGCAGAGUGGGAAGAAAAGAAUAAACCCACUCUACAGCAGCAGCAGCAGCAGCAGAGACGGCCUCCAUCACCAGCUCCUGAGAACAAAGCACACUGCAGUGCUAAGGAGUCACCAGUUGAGGGAGCUAGUGAUCCUGCACCUCCAAGACCGCCGCCGGUGACCAGAUGGCAGAAGGUAAUUGAUGACUCUAAUGAGGUGUCCAGCGAUGAUGAAGACAGACUGGUCAUUGCCACCUAAAAAAAAACAAAAAAAAAAACAAAAAAACAAACGAGUGGAAAAGCUCUUCUUCUCCUCUUUUUGUAAUUCUCGUCACUUUGUAAGACUGAAAACACUUUUUCGGGGUUUGUUUCUGAACAGAUCUCCUCUCAAAGCACAGAUGCUGACGUUCAUAUUGUAUGUGCAAUCACAUGAUUAUUAAAUAAUGAUGACCAAUCAUUUUAUUUUUACUUUCUUUGUCAGCUCCAGACAUUUUCUUUUCUUUGUUUUGGUUUUUUUUCUUCUUCUUUUGUACAUGUUGUAUAGACAAUUGUGCCUUUAUGGAGUUUCUUGUUUAGGAACCUGUACAUAAUCCCUCAUGAAUCCAGUAGUUGCUUGUGUUUAUUUCCAAAAGACAAAGAAGUAAAGAAACGAUGCAGGACGAUGGAGAAAACCUGUUUUAUUUUGGAGGAUUUUUGUCAUUCGUAAAUUUAUGAAAUUAUAAAUGUUGUACUGGUAAAUGUACAUUUCUAUGGAUUAUAGGGCAAUGUUUCUGUGUACAGAUGUUGUGUUCCACUAUUUAUUAUAAUCCAUCUAGUGCCCAUUAUGAGUCAUAAGUCCAUAGGUAUGUGCAUUAUAGUAGCUUUACAUUUAUGUAUCAAUAUUCUUAACUGUAUCAGUAAAGAUUUGUUUACAAACAAUAAUGUGGUGUCACUGUAUUUUUGGGACGUACCGCGUCUCUCUGAAAGAAAUGAAUCUGCAAUAAUUAAAUAACAAUUUUCCUGCACA